Messenger RNA from Magnusiomyces paraingens, 1530 nucleotides. RefSeq lists its product as uncharacterized. Gene Ontology annotation, molecular function: proton-transporting ATPase activity, rotational mechanism; ATP binding. The transcript has 2 exons. Gene Ontology annotation, cellular component: proton-transporting V-type ATPase, V1 domain. Lineage: Eukaryota; Fungi; Ascomycota; Dipodascomycetes; Dipodascales; Dipodascaceae. The record is from RefSeq and is a predicted model, not a curated record. Gene Ontology annotation, biological process: proton transmembrane transport; ATP metabolic process. The coding region runs from base 1 to 1530 and encodes 509 amino acids.
AUGGCUUCUGCUCGUCUCUCUGAUAAAGAACUUUUCGAACUUAACGCAAAAGCCGUCACCCAGGGCUUCAACAUUGCCCCCCGUCUCGAUUACAACACUGUCGGUGGUGUCAACGGUCCCCUCGUUAUUCUCGAAAAUGUCAAAUUCCCCCGUUUCAAUGAAAUUGUCAACCUGACGCUCCCUGACGGCUCCACUCGUGCUGGUCAAGUCCUUGAAGUCCGUGGUGACCGUGCCAUUGUCCAAGUCUUUGAGGGUACUUCCGGUAUCGAUGUCAAGAAGACCCACGUCGAGUUCACUGGCCAGAACCUUAAAAUCCCCGUCUCUGAAGACGUUUUGGGCCGUAUCUUUGACGGUUCUGGUAGACCCAUUGACAAUGGUCCCAAGGUCCUUGCCGAAGAUUACCUCGACAUUAACGGUUCUCCCAUCAACCCUUACUCCCGUAUUUAUCCCGAGGAAAUGAUUUCCACCGGUAUCUCCGCCAUUGAUACCAUGAACUCCAUUGCCCGUGGCCAAAAAAUUCCCAUUUUCUCUGCCUCUGGUCUCCCACACAAUGAAAUUGCCGCCCAGAUUUGUCGUCAGGCCGGCCUUGUCCGUCCCACCAAGGACGUCCACGAUGGCCACGAGGAAAACUUCUCCAUCGUUUUCGCCGCCAUGGGUGUCAAUCUUGAAACCUCCCGCUUUUUCAAGCAGGAUUUCGAGGAGAAUGGCUCCCUUGAACGUGUCUCUCUUUUCCUUAACUUGGCCAAUGACCCUACCAUUGAACGUAUCAUUACUCCUCGUCUCGCUCUUACCACCGCUGAGUACCUUGCUUACCAGACUGAACGCCACGUCCUCACCAUCUUGACCGAUAUGACCUCGUACGCUGAUGCUCUUCGUGAGGUUUCUGCUGCCCGUGAAGAAGUCCCAGGUCGCCGUGGUUACCCCGGUUACAUGUACACGGAUUUGUCCACCAUUUACGAGCGUGCUGGUCGUGUUGAGGGCCGUAAUGGUUCCAUUACCCAGAUUCCUAUUCUGACCAUGCCUAACGAUGAUAUUACCCAUCCUAUUCCCGAUUUGACUGGUUACAUUACCGAGGGUCAGAUCUUUGUUGACCGUCCAUUACACAACCGUGGUAUCUACCCCCCAAUUAACGUCUUGCCCUCUCUCUCUCGUCUCAUGAAAUCUGCCAUUGGUGAGGGUAUGACUCGUAAGGACCACGGUGAUGUGUCUAACCAGCUUUACGCCAAAUACGCUAUUGGUCGUGAUGCUGCUGCCAUGAAGGCUGUCGUUGGUGAGGAAGCUCUUUCCAAUGAAGAUAAGCUUUCUCUCGAGUUUUUGGAGAAGUUUGAAAACACCUUCAUUGCCCAGGGCGCCUACGAAGACAGAACUAUCUUUGAGUCCCUUGACCAGGCUUGGUCGCUUCUCCGCAUUUACCCCAAGGAGUACCUCAACCGUAUUUCCCCCAAGAUUCUUGAGGAGUUUUACGAGCGUGAGCGAUCGACCAAGGAUACCGUUGACGGCACCCCUGAAGAGAAUUUGAUUGACGCUUAA